AUGGUGCUGUCAGGCCGAAAAAAAUGGGCAGACAUUUCAAACAUGAAUAUGACGAGUUUUGAGACAUUGGAGACAUUCUUUGAGAGCAUCAACAGAAGCUGUCCGGAGUUGAAGCGCAAAAAUGCUCCAAAUUUAGCGGCCAUGGAAGCAGUACAAGAUGUGUACCCGACUUUCAAUGCCUUCCUUUCACAGAAGGCAGACAGACAUGAUGAUAGAAGAUUAAAGGCAGAGCUGAAGAAGAUUAACGAAUUUUUGGAGAGUGAAGAUACCAAGUUUUUGGUUGACAAUGUCCUGUCCUUUGCAGACUGCUUUUUGCUGCCUCGUUUGCAGCACAUACGGGUUGCUGGUGAGGCUUAUCGAGGCUUUGAGAUCCCUAAGGAGUAUACAGCUUGUGGAAGUACCUGCUGAUGCCUACAAACAGAAGCUUUCAAGUCCACCAUGCCCCUGACCAGGACAUAAUUUUCCACUAUGAGAAGAAAGCUGCAAACCCACCAAGAAAGGGAAAAUGGAGUUCGCGUCCAACACUGCAGCGCUUCACAUACACAAUGAUAUCCCUCCACAGGUUGCUGCUGCUCUUAAUGGGUCUGAUGAGGAUGGCGACAGUUUGGAUAACCUAAUGCCACCCCAGAUUGAACAGGCCCAGCAUGCCUAGAUUUGUACUGGUUUUGUAAUGGACUUUUAUUUCAUUUGGAUGUUUUUAUUUUUUUUUUAAAGAGAAAAAAAAAUCAUUUAUCUAUCGUCUCAAGAUUUGUUUAAUGCUGUAUGCUUAAAAAAAACUUUUUAACCAGAUGAGAACUUUGAAAACACCCAUUGAUGUUGACAAGGUAUGACUGUGAAUGAGAACUUGCUUACGGAGAGAUAGUUGUAGCCCUAUUGCAGUUAUAUCUGCAGACCAAAGUUGCCGAUAGAUUUUCGUGCUCAGAAUAAUUUUAAUUGAAACUCUGUGAUGUGAAUAACUGAAGAAGCAUAUCUAGAUAUUUUAUUUUGUUAUUUUGUGCAGAUUAAAAUAUUCUUUCCCCUUUCACUGUCUCAUGUGCACCUGUUAGCAGACUUAUUUGUUUAAUAUAUUAAAUACAGUUUGGGGACCAGUGGAGUGUUGGACAACCUAAUUUGAAUUAAACUUUUCAGGUUUUCUAAUAGGAAAAUUCAGUUAUACUGAGAAGUUAGCUGUUAACCAUUGUCUUAAUAUAUAAAUUUGGUCAGAAUUAAGUGGCCAUGUCAAGAUAUUUGUUGCAUGUUACAUAGUGUAGGAAAAAAACUUGUUCUUGUUUUUCCCUUCCUACCCAGUUCCUCUUGUGGGAGCUCUGAUGGCGCAGUGGUUAGCACCUGUCACCAAUACAGUGUGGUUUGGCUGUCCUGGGUUCAGCUCUCGUCUUGGGCAUGUUGUUCAUUUCUCAGCAUAUGUCAUCUGUUUACAGGGCUGGCUACAAUAUAGCCUUAGUUGCUGGCUCAGCAUAAAACAUCAGUCCUCACCCUCAACCUCUGGGCUUCCAGGGUCCCUAGUUUCGUUUUAUGAUUUUUACUUGUUUAUAAUGAAACCAGAAGUACAUUAUAAAUUUAGAGUGCAAAAACUUUAAAUUUGAGAACAAAAUGAUAUUUUAAAUAUAAUCGAAUAAUAGCAUAGAAGCAAGAUGAGUAAAGAUAUCUGGGGAAGAUUUUUGUUACUUUACUGUGCCUUUCACAUUUUUCAUCGUCUUAAGUUUUAAAAAAUUAAAAUGGAUUACAGUAGCUGUAGUUGUAUGAAUGCCACAAGAAAUGCAUGUUGUCUUCACAGUGGGUGUACUGAAAAAAAAUUCAAAGUUUUUACAUUUCCUACCCCUCACACUGGCAUCUGCAUUCAUCUUCCUGUUAUAUGGAAAUAUGAAGAGAGGAUUGCUAAGUACUUCAGUGCCAGGCUUCCAUCAUGUUUUGUCAUUAUAUGUGUAACUCUUCUAAUAUAUUUGUACUGACCAUUUACCAAGUGCAUCAUGGCUUGUGUUACAUAAAGUACUUUUGUUGGAGAUAGUAAAACAAAGACUUCCCAGCUACCUCCCUAUUUAUAUGGCUGGAAAAUAAGUGACAAAUUAAAAGUAGUUUAACAAUAUUCCAUCUGCGAAAAGAAAAAUGGAUGUAAAUGAUAAAAGACUUUGCCGGUCAGCAUAGUUUGUCAGUCAUUGUGGUAACUAAUUUCCAGGCUGCAGGUAUGGAUCCUGCUGUACUCAUAUUGUAAAAUCCCAGGCUAGAAGGUUUUACAGACACCAUAUGUGUUAUAGGGCGCACAAGUUCUUGGGAACUUAAUUGUUAAUAGAGUUUUAAUUGUAGGUCAUUUUUAAUGACGCUCAAGAUCAAGGCUAUGCUGACAUCAUUUCUCCACUUUUUACUUGUUUAGUAGAUCUUGAUAUUGCAGAAGUUGCAGUUGAUUGAUGUUGUCAGGCAUGCUUAAAGUUUGCAAAAAGCACCCUGAUGGGACACCAGGAAGAAGUGCCUAUGACUUUUGAUAUGUUCUGAAGAAGUGUGUUGAAACCACCCUCAUCCUCAUCUCCCAUGCUAGAUUGAAUGAACAGCCAACAGUGCCUAAGCACAGCUGGCAAAGUUUGAGAAAUUUGAAACCCCAGUCAGCUUGAUCAGCUUUGUAAAAAGCUUCAGAAGUUGUGCUACAAUUUUGAUUUUUGACUCAAGCUGAUUGGAAAGCAAUGGCCAUUUUGUUCUUUCAGAAAAAAACUAGUCAGCCUUUGAAGUUCUCAGUACUUAAUCUCUUACACUGAUCAAGCUGCAGAUCAUAUACUUUGAUGUGUCAUUGUUUUGGGGUUAUUGCAAGUCUUUUUUUUUUUCAUUUUGCAAUAAAAUGCCCUUCGGCAAUUUAAAAAGGUAGAUUACACUUUAGCACUCAGACUUAGAAUUUAGAAAAGAAAUUUAGUUUCAACUUGAAAAUUCCUAAUUGUCACAAUAUGUGUAAUCUCUUCUAGAAGUAGUAGAAGAAAUAGCAAUUCUACAAACAUGUUUAUAGCACAGACCCUAUUAGUUUUUGUUGUUUUGUUGAUUGUUUUGUUUUUUGUUUUUGACUUUAAAAAAAGUUUGGUUGAAGAAGCUUGCUGGAUUUCAUGUACACACUGCAACAACAGCAACAACUGUUGUUGUGUUGAGUAUGGUGCUAUAUAGGUUUUGUAAACAUUAUUAGGAUGGCUUCUUCUAUUCUAUGAACCUUCUUGUACCUUUAGUCUCUCUCCCCUUUCCAUUUUAUAACCACUGGUGCUUUACUUAAUUCUGUGUACAUGAUUUUUACUUUUAAUCCUUAGCAAAAACCUUGUACAUGUUACAUUAUACUGUUCAGAUCUCACCCUAAAAGUAAUAAUUGAAUUUGUAGAGAGCAUUUCUCCAUGUGGAGGUGAGAUUAUACAGUUAACAUAGCUCUUCAGUUUUUCAGAAAGGUUUGCUUUUACGCUGGUCUAAAUAUGAUUGUUAAAACUAGACCCAAGCUUAGGGAUUAGUUUGUAUUCAUGCAUAGUUUCUGUGCAUAAAAUGAUAAUGAAUUUUUAUAAAUAGGAAUUUAAAAAAAAUAAAAAUUAGAUCAUGUCAAAAAUAGUGUAAUUAUGUGCCAACUUGUUACGCUAAAAGUCAUUGGUUUCACGGUGUAGAUAAUAUUAGUAGUCCAAUCAUUUACUAAGCCCAUACGGUCAAAACUUGUCCCAGAAUUAGGCUGUGCUGUCAUAUCUCUUUGUGUUGAUACCUCUGUUCUUAUACCUCAUGUUGUUAUCUUUACUAAUCUACAUUAACUACACCAUCGUCAAGGAUAUAUGCAUUUCUCAUGUCACUUCUGUAUGUUUAGGUCAGUAAUUUUGUUUUAUUUUGUAUACUUGAAUAGCUGUAUGCAUAAGCUAUUCAGUCCUAAAGCAUUAAUAUGUAUUUACACCCAAAAUUGAUCAUCGCUGACAGAAAUUAUUGUGGGUAUUCAAUUUGGUUAUGAUUUCUUUUCGUCAGCAUUUUGUUGUACCCCAUGUACCUUGCAUUAAUAUUUAUUCAGCCUGAAUCGUAUUAGGUCCUUCAACAUUAAUAUGGCUUGACAGAACACAUCUCUUGCCUUAAGGCGAAAAAAAAAAGCUUGCCCUUCUAGUCAACAACCAGAAGUUUGAAUAAAACAUUUUAUAUCCUAGCAGAGUUAUACAUUAUAAAACUAGCUAAUAAAUAUUUUCUUCAUCCAUUUUCUGUCUUGCAGGUGUGCAUAUGCAACAAAUAAGAAGUGAAGAAAAAUCAUUUGCAGUAGUUGAUGGUUUGUUUUUAUCAUAAAUCUUAAAAAUGCUUUUAUUUUUACAUCAUGCAAUUUUUGAAAUUUAACCUUUUGUUACUUGGGUGAUAAUUAGGUAUAGCUUUACUCGCUCAAGGUGAGAGAUGUGUUUCAUUUGUUAAGGCACUGGAAAAUUGUAGACAAAAUGCAGAUAAUGCAAAGAAAAAUAAACAUCACUUUAUGUACAUGCCACAUUUGCAGGUCUGGAAGAGUACAGCCUUUCUCACUGUAUCAACAGAUCCAUGUAAUCAUUAAAAGCCAUUACUAAAA
Messenger RNA from Pomacea canaliculata, 4531 nucleotides. RefSeq names its product chloride intracellular channel protein 4-like. Lineage: Eukaryota; Metazoa; Mollusca; Gastropoda; Architaenioglossa; Ampullariidae. Gene Ontology annotation, cellular component: apical plasma membrane; cytoplasm. Gene Ontology annotation, biological process: chloride transport. The coding region runs from base 1 to 408 and encodes 135 amino acids. The transcript is spliced from 3 exons. Gene Ontology annotation, molecular function: chloride channel activity. The record is from RefSeq and is a predicted model, not a curated record.